Lethenteron reissneri (Far Eastern brook lamprey) is the source of this 3689-nucleotide messenger RNA. RefSeq names its product dehydrogenase/reductase SDR family member 7B-like. NCBI's taxonomy places the organism in Eukaryota, Metazoa, Chordata, Hyperoartia, Petromyzontiformes, Petromyzontidae. Gene Ontology annotation, molecular function: oxidoreductase activity. Gene Ontology annotation, cellular component: membrane. The record is from RefSeq and is a predicted model, not a curated record.
GCGUGUGGCUCGAACCUGCCCGAUGCAUCCAACCCUCGUGCACUCGAGUGGUCGUUAGAACUAUCUCUGUGCACGGCGUGUUUUGUUUUAUGUCACUUUGUCAAGGACUAACGCCACCUUCACCCGAGACCACUGGGAACUGGGCUUAUAUAUUUGGAGUUUGCGUGUCUCUCGAACCUCGUGGUCGCGUGGAUUUUUCUCCGGAUCCUCCGGUUUUUCCCUCCACAUUUAAAAACGUGCAUUUGGAGUAUUUGGCUGUUAUAAAUUUCCACGCGAUAAGCCACUUCGUUGAACUAUCAUUUGUGUCGAGGUCGCUUCUGAAAAAGAGCCAUAUCGUUCAGUGGGCUUAACCUGGUAAAAUAAAACAUAAGUUUAAAUAGUUUCAUAUUGGUUCUCCCAAAUAUGUUCUUACCAGUGAAAGUGUGUCACCCCGCACCUACCCCUGACUGUUAUUUGUACCCCUGGAUUAGGUGCUGUUUUGGUUAGGUCACAGAACCGAGCGGUAUGAAAGAAUUCAAUUAUACCGAUAGCGAACUGGACCACCCGUUUCACAAGUAGGCUUGAAGCUUCUCUUAAAAUCAAGGUUUGAGUUGAAAAUGCACGAAUAUGCUUGUACCUUAACAAACAUUUUGUUAGAAAAAAAAUGUAAGGGGUACAAAUAUUCAGAAAGGGGAACCAAUAUUCCCAAAGAUUGCCUCCUGUUGGGAAUUAAUAUUCACUUGCCUCCUGCUCUGUUCGGCUCCAGAAUGAUGACCAGCAGGGCUCAAGCCAGCAGGCCCCGUACUUCAUGAGCCACGAGGCGGUGUCGACUCGGUACCGACAGCGAUCGGAGUAAUUGGGUAGUGUGGUUCUGCAUGUGGGCGAGAAGCCUGGUCGUAACGUGUUUGCGAUGAUCUGGAAAAUGGAGGUAAGGGAUUGUGCGAGGCUGUAGAUGAGAGUGCAGGGGAGCUGAGUGGAUAUGUGAUGAUGGCAGCGGCGAUGAGGGCGUCGGCAGCAUCCGCGACAAGGGAGUGGCAGAUGUGGGAGAUGCUGCAGAGGUGGCGGUCAAAGGUCGUGAAAAGUAGUUCAGAGAUACGGGAAGAGCCUUUUCGGACUUUUUCAAGCCGAGGAAGGUUUUCGGUCGGAUGGAAACUUGCAGGAAUAUUUAGAUCCAAGUACUUUCAGGAUGAAAGUCUUGUGAGCUUGGAAAUGCAUUAAUGAAGAAAUUGGCAAACCUGGUAAUGCAGUGGACCAGGGUUUAUAGGCCGUUGAGGGGUGAGUUUGGUCGAUAGAUGGAGACUUUUAUUCGUGCUACCAAGCAAGUGGUUGUGUCCAACUGUGUCCAUUCAUCAUGGAUUUUGUCAAGGGCUAGGGUGUACAGUUUCCAAUAUUUGCAGUUCUAUCACGUUUCUCUGGGACUGCUCAAUAACGUGGUGUAGACAUUCUAUGUGUGUUGAACUUCUUCCACAACUUACGUAGCCAACAGCGCCAAUCGGAGGUGUGGGGGAAGCACAACUAAACACAAAAAGCAGUUGUAAAGAAAUGAGUUUUAAAUCUAGAUUAUUUAAAAGUUAAUAGUUCCAGUGCAUUCCUAAUUUCAGAAGAGCGUUCCAGACGGCCGCAGAAGCGCAUCUGAAAGCGCGCGAUGCGGCGACCGUCUUUGUUCGAUGGCCAGCCAAAAGCCGUUGCUGUGAAGGUGACCGGAGUUCGGAUAAUGGUUUCUGCUCCUAGAAGCGCUGAUGAACAGAUCGGACACAUCCAGACCUCUUAUCUACACCCCCCCCCCCUAAAAUAUUGCCUGCUCAACACUCGUCUAUGUGCAUGCGCGUGUGUGCGUGUGCGUGUAUGCAUGCGCGUGUGUGCAUGCUUGAACUUACGGUCGUGAAAACUCGCUGAGGAACAGCACUCCAGCUCACAAUUCCUGAGAGCCGUUUCCCACAACCACCCGUGGAACUGCCAGCACUGCGCGGUGAUGCGUUGUUGAACGUACGAGAGGAGUGCACGAGAAUCGUUGGCAGCGAUGUUCCCCCAGACACGUUUCUCAAGACUGAAUGGAUGGUUGGAGUGCCAAUUUACUUGUUUCCCCAACCACUCGGUUUUUUCAAUAUAUAUUUUAAAAAUCUGCUUAUGACCAUAAAUUCACAAGAAGUGCACCUUAUCCGGUCAGAUUGUGGAAGCUAAGCAGGGUUGAACCAUUGUUACGCUGUACUUCUACGAUCCCACAUCUAUGCCCCUCACCUUUAUCUCGUAUUGUCAGAUAACCUCUCUCCAGCCUGCAGUGCGGAGAGGCCCUCAUCCACCAGAUGAGUGACAGAGGGGUUUCUGCACGUGUACAAUACAAGUCUGCAAAACUAGCAACGAAUUUUACACCAUGGAAUGAAGAGGAGAGCUGGAAACUAAACUAUUUUUAAUUUUACCAGGCGAGGUUCUCCGAUGCUGCGUGGGCUCGAGUUUGGUGGCGGAGGGGCGGCGGCCAUGCCGUACCUCGUCGCGGGCGGCCUGGGUCUGCUGCUGCUCUACCGCCUCCUGCGCCGGCUGCAGCGCCGCACGCGCAGCCUCCACGGCAAGGUGGUGGUGGUCACGGGCGCCAGCUCGGGGCUCGGACUGGCGUGUGCACGCGCGUUCCAUGCGGAGGGAGCGAGGCUCGUGCUGUGCGGACGCGACCUGCAGAGACUCGAAUCUCUACGCGAUGAGCUCUCGGAGAGAGGCCCAGAGGACCGUGCCCCACGCGUGGUGCCCUUUGACCUGGGCUCGCCCGGCGAGGUGGCGAGGGCGGCGGAGCGGGUGGUGGCGGCGCACGGACGCGUCGACGUGCUUGUGAGCGGCGCGGGGAUCAGCUACCGCGGGGAGGCGGCGCUCACCGCCAUGGACGUGCACCGCCAGCUCAUGGAGGUCAACUACUUUGGUGCCGUCGCCCUCCUCACGGCCCUCCUGCCGUCGAUGCUGAAGCAAGGAGAGGGGCACAUCGUGGCCAUUAGCAGCGUGCAGGGCCGCAUCGCCAUUCCCUUCCGUUCUGCGUAUGCCGCCUCCAAGCACGCCACGCAGGCGUACUUCGACAGCCUGCGCGCCGAGGUGGCCGACUCGGGGCUGAAGGUGACGGUCGUGAGCCCCGGCUACAUCCGCACCAACCUCUCGCUCAACGCGCUCACGGCCGACGGGACGCCAUACCACGCGAUGGACGCGAACACGGCGGGCGGGCGCUCCCCGGACAGCGUGGCGCAGGACGUGGUGGGGGCGGUGCUCGAUGGCCGUGCCGAGGUGGUGUCGGCCGGGCUGGCGCCGACGGCCGCCGUCUACCUGCGCACCCUGCUCCCGUCGCUCUACUUCAUCCUCAUGGCGCGGCGCGCGCGCUCCGACAGGAAGAAGGCCGAGCAGGCGUGACGGCGCCGUUGCUCUCCUCUCCCCCCACCCCCCACAACACGCGGAAAGUUUGAGAUGCUGACAAAGCAGAAUGAGAUGGAACAUGUAUCUACGUCCCGUAUGUUGAACUUCUUUUGCACCGUACGCUGCCAAACAGUGAAUCGGAGGUGCGAUGCAAUACGGACAAAUGGAAGUGACCGAGAGACAAUGAGGACAGAGACACGGAGACGUAGAAGGGGAAAGGCGUAGAUGGAGAGACAGAAGCGUAAUGUGCACAUUGUGAAUAGGGGCCAGUGAAAAGGGACUGGUGAAGAUAACUGCUUUCUGUGUUUAGUUUGUUGUCCUUCCCC